Messenger RNA from Paramuricea clavata, 1457 nucleotides. NCBI's taxonomy places the organism in Eukaryota, Metazoa, Cnidaria, Anthozoa, Malacalcyonacea, Plexauridae. The record is from the annotation of a GenBank genome assembly.
AUGGCCAUAGCUUCAUCUGGAGAAACAAGUUCUUGUGUUGAAAAGAGUUUCAGGUACAAACAAAAUAUAAUUAGGGGUCAACAUUGUAUCAAGCUAUUUUGUAUGCAUAUGUAUAUACUAUUACCCUCCAGCCUCUUUUUAUUCCCCCUCCCCCUCUUCCAAUACGUUACGCCCUCACUUUAAAACCUGCAAAAAUAAAAUACAGCCCCGAUUCUCCAUUUAGCCCUACCCUAGAUUAGAACAAAAUAUGAUUAAAUUAAGAAAUAAAUGCUCCAGUUAUAUACAGAAUUGUAUACACCGAAUUGCACUGGUGUGUUUAGAUUCAAUAAUGUAAACAACAAAAUAAAAAUUAUGCUGUGUUUUUUAUUGAAACUUUAUAGAGUUGUUAUUUAUAAUCAUGUGCAUUCGCCUAUUCAAAUUAGCCUCCAUUCUGUAAUUAGCCAACCUUUAACCCAUUAACGACCAGUGCUCUACCACUGAUGAAUAAAAUUGUCUGGCGUCAGCCAGAGUAAAUACUAAAGUACGGCGCAUUGCACGUCAAUGGAUUAAUCUCCACUUUCAAACUAGCAAAAUGAAAUAAGCUCCCAGAUGGCUUCUGCUGAUGACUGAUCCCAUUCUCGUCUUAUCAAAAUUCAAGUUGGUGACUAUCAUUUUUAUAUAGUUGCAAGACAGACAAUGUAUCGAAACAUGGAAACACCAAUUCAUCAUCAAACGGAAUGUUAGCUUCCUCCAGCACCACUCAACCUUCUGACGAUUUAGACAGCAUGUAUGCAACUUUACUUUUUAAUGAAAUAAAUGUUGAUGUGUUUGAGAAUGAUCUUGUGGUGGAAGCAACGGAAGUAAAUGUUUUUGAAGACAUUGAAGAAGACACUACAUUGAAAGAGGUAUUGGCGAAUCUUGGUGAACAAAUAUCCUCUGAAAACAUUUCAAUCUUUAAUCUAAGUCGUAAUCAUGCAUGGGAAGGAACGAAACGAGCACUAAAUAGAAAAUCAUUCAGCCCUGAGAAUAGGUUAUCUGUUAAAUUUACCGAUGACAUUGGGCAAUCAGAAGGUGCUGUUGACAUGGGAGGGCCAGCACGAGAAUUUUUUACGAUCAUUACUGAAUGGCUGCUUAAUUCUCAACUCUUCUUUGGUGAACCAACAUCCAAAUUCCUGUCACUGAACGCAACUUCUUUGGAGGAAAUGGAAUAUUUCAUGGCUGGCCAAAUCUAUGCCAUGUCCCUUGUGCAUGGUGGCCCCGGUAUUCACUGUUUGUCGAGUACUUGUUAUGAUGCAGUCGUAAAUGAUUCAGGAACGCUUAGCCUUACUGCUAAACUUGAAGAAAUUCCUGAUCUAGAGUUGAGAUCCUCCUUUAGUAAAUUGCUGCAAGCUCCAAGUGUUACCGAUGCUCACCAAAUCAUCCAUGCUGAAAAGUUGGAUACAAUAUUUGAGAUGGCAGGCAUGAUGAAAGUGAUGUGA